UUCUGCCAUCUUGCUGCACCGACAUCAUGGUGCGCAUGAAUGUUCUGGCCGAUGCUCUUAAGAGCAUCAACAAUGCAGAGAAACAUGGAAAACGUCAAGUUCUCAUUUGACCGUGCUCUAAAGUAAUCCUGGGUUUUUUAACUGUGAUGAUGAAGCAUGGUUACAUUGAUGAAUUUGAGAUCAUUGAUGAUCACAGAGCUGGGGAAAUUGUUGUUAAUCUCACAGCCAGACUGAACAAGUGUGGUGUAAUCAGUCCCAGAUUUGAUGUUCAGUUGAAGGACCUGGAAAAGUGGCAGAAUAACCUUUUGCCUUCACUUCAGUUUGGGUACAUUGUGCUGACAACUUCCGCUGGCAUCAUGGACCAUGAGGAAGCAAGGCGAAAACACACAGGAGGCAAAAUCCUGGAAUUCUUUUUCUAAAACUUGUAAAACAGGCAUACUAAUAAAUUGUUCAAAUGGGGGGGAAAAAAUAAA
Messenger RNA from Emys orbicularis (European pond turtle), 473 nucleotides. Its product is annotated as small ribosomal subunit protein uS8-like. The record is from RefSeq and is a predicted model, not a curated record. Gene Ontology annotation, biological process: translation. Gene Ontology annotation, cellular component: cytosolic small ribosomal subunit; ribosome. Lineage: Eukaryota; Metazoa; Chordata; Testudines; Emydidae. Gene Ontology annotation, molecular function: structural constituent of ribosome.